Molecule: messenger RNA, 2115 nt
Organism: Triplophysa dalaica
Lineage: Eukaryota; Metazoa; Chordata; Actinopteri; Cypriniformes; Nemacheilidae
Gene: rab18b
Product: RAB18B, member RAS oncogene family
Exons: 7
Coding region: 73-690 (205 amino acids)
Molecular function (GO): GTP binding; GTPase activity
Source: RefSeq, a predicted model, not a curated record
ACCGGAAGUUCCAGCAUAGGCAACAAGUUGAGCGAACGGGAGUUUAAUCAGUUUAGUGUAAACAGCGAGAACAUGGACGACGACGUGCUGACAACGUUAAAGAUUUUAAUAAUCGGAGAGAGCGGUGUCGGUAAAUCCAGUUUACUCCUGCGCUUUACAGAUGACACCUUCGACCCAGAGUUGUCUGCUACUAUUGGUGUGGACUUCAAAGUGAAAACAAUUGCAGUAGAUGGCAACAGAGCAAAGCUGGCCAUAUGGGACACAGCAGGUCAGGAGAGGUUUAGAACUUUAACACCAAGCUACUACAGAGGAGCCCAGGGCGUCAUUUUGGUGUAUGAUGUUACUAAGCGGGAUACGUUUACCAAGCUUGAGAACUGGCUGAAUGAACUGGAGACAUACUGCACACGCAACGACCUGGUUAAAAUGCUUGUCGGAAACAAAAUCGACAAGGACAAUCGUGAAGUAGACAGAAAUGAAGGCUUGAAGUUUGCACGGAAACACUCUAUGCUUUUUAUCGAGGCUAGUGCAAAAACACGGGACGGAGUUCAAUGUGCCUUUGAAGAACUGGUGGAGAAGAUCUUGCAGACGCCUGGGCUCUGGGAGAGCAGCAUCCAGGGUCACGGGGUUCAGCUGUCUGACCAUGAACAGCAGCCUCAUGGUGCCUGCGGGGGCUACUGCUCCCUGGUUUAACAUCCUCACCUUGCUCCAGAACCACAAACUGAUGUUUCUAUAUGAGACCUUCGACUGAGGAGGAAGGGUCUGCUCCCUCAGAUCUGGUCAAAGGGACCUUUGCAGUUUGCACACCCUGUCAUAGAUCUCAUGUCUUUAGAGUCCCAGUAUUUUAUGUCAUAUUAUUAUUAUUGAUUGAUGUUUUACAGUGCUACUUUGCCAGUAGCAUAUGCAAACAUUUGUUAUGCAAAAUACGUCCGGUUAAAUAUUACAGUCUGAGUGCCUGGAUUUACGGCUAGUUAACAUGCCGAGAGGGGCCGUGACAUUGUAAGGUCUUCCCAAUCUACAUGUUAAAUUUCUCUCAUACCCUUCGCUAGUUUAUGUUUCAUUUUCUGUAACUCUUUUUAAACUUUCAAAAAAACUUUCUCCAUGUAAUUAUUGUGAUACUUUUCUUCAAUUGUUGCUUCGCAAGGUCCGUUCUUAGAAAUGUUAUUUUUUUUUAAAUAUAAUAUUCAGUGGCUGAUCUGAAUUAUCUACGCUGAAAUAACUUCAUAGGCAUUUGUCUAUGAGAUGCUGUGUAACUACAUUGUGUAUUAUUAUUUGAAAUGCAGUGCUGUUUGUUUUGGGACUACAAUACAUACAUUUAAACUUACUUGGUUACAUAAUCCUUGAUGAUCUCAAACUUAUCUGAAUAUCACACAAGGCUGCCCAUUUUACUCGCCUGUGUUUAAGGAUUGUCACUUCUAUCCAUGAAAUGUGUUUCUCUUUAUUACGUGAGAAUGAAUACCAAAAAUACAUUCUGUAUUGUAAAUGCUUUUUAAACACAAAGAUUUGAUCAUGCCUUAAUAUUUAUUAGUGCUGCAUGAAUAUGUAGAGAUUAUGCUAAUGUACCCAUUCAGAAUGGCCUAUCUUGAUCAAGUUUGAGUGUUAAUGUUUUUGUCUUGCAUUCCUCUAAAAGAGAUGUUUGAAAAAUGUAUAUUGUCAUGACGACAAUUGCUAAUGACUUUCCUUAACCACCAAACACUAACCAGUACCACAAUUAGGACCUUUUACAGUUUAUGGGAAUUGAGGUCAUAUGGGACGGUGUUGCUCUUAUGAAUGCUUCAUACUCCGCUGUGUAGAUGCUUUAUUUCUUUUAAAUGCUGUUGUACUUGAACUAUGAAGUACAUUCUCUGCAAUGUUGUGGACAGCAAGGAGUAAUAAUAUAACUGCGAUCAAAAGUUCUAUUUUCCUUUUUUGCAUUAAAACAUAUCUUGUCUUAUGUUAAAGUCUGUAUAACCAUAGAUGUUCUAGAGGUUAUCUGUAGAAAUUACUGAGUGGGAGUGGAAAUGAAAAUUAAUUUUUCUUAUUGCUUUGCUGUGAAAUAUAUUCAUAUUAUAUUAUUUUGUAUAUACAUAUGCAUUAAUAAUUAUAAUAAACACAAUAAAAUAUGCUAAUUACAAUUAA